Polistes canadensis is the source of this 1144-nucleotide messenger RNA. Its product is annotated as methylglutaconyl-CoA hydratase, mitochondrial. Gene Ontology annotation, biological process: fatty acid beta-oxidation. The record is from RefSeq and is a predicted model, not a curated record. Bases 111 to 911 code for a protein of 266 amino acids. Lineage: Eukaryota; Metazoa; Arthropoda; Insecta; Hymenoptera; Vespidae. Gene Ontology annotation, cellular component: mitochondrion. Gene Ontology annotation, molecular function: enoyl-CoA hydratase activity. The transcript is spliced from 3 exons.
CGCUAUCGUAACACUGAAGUGUACAAAGUUCAAAUAAACUUAACAUUACGUUUAAUUUUGUACUUGGGGAAACACAUUAAGUCAAUACACUACUAAAUUUGGAAACCGAUAUGAAAGAAGUGAUUUUAAAAUAUCUCGAUGGGAAAGAUAACGGUAUAGCUGUACUAGGGCUAAAUCGUCCAAAAACCCGUAAUGCUUUUGGAACAAAUCUUCUUUCUCAAUUAAAUCAUGCAAUUACUACGAUUAAACAGGAUGGUAAAUUACGAGUAUUAAUUAUUCGUAGCUUAGUACCAUUUGUCUUUUGUUCUGGUGCUGAUUUACGUGAAAGGUUAAAAAUGAAUAAAUCCGAAGUAUCAGAAUUUGUAACUUCUUUAAGGAAUGUUAUGAACGACAUAGAAACUAUACCAAUACCAGUUAUAUCUGCCAUAGAUGGUAUAGCAUUGGGUGGUGGUUUAGAAUUAGCAUUGGCUACAGAUAUUAGAAUAGCAGCUUCGGAGGCAAAACUUGGUCUUGUAGAAACUAAAUUAGCAAUAAUACCAGGCGCCGGUGGUACUCAGAGAUUACCAAGAAUAGUCGGAUCUGCUAUAGCCAAAGAACUUAUUUAUGCAGCACGCGUUUUAAAUGGACAGCAAGCAAGGAAUAUUAGUCUUGUAAAUGAAGCUGUAUCGCAGAAUAAAAAUGGUGAUGCAGCUUAUCAAGCUGCUUUAUUACUUGCAAGAGAAAUUCUGCCUAACGGUCCUAUCGGAGUAAAGCUGGCUAAAGAGGCUAUAUCAAAAGGUAUGGAAGUGUCUAUAAAAGAUGGAUUAGAAAUCGAAAAAGCAUGUUACAAUAAAGUCAUAGAUACCGAAGAUAGACUAGAGGGUCUUUCAGCAUUCACAGCAAAACGAGUGCCUAUUUAUAAAGGUACAUAAAUUUAUGUAAUAUCAAAUAAUUAUAUAGUUAAGUUUCAAACAAUGAUUAUUAUAUAUCUUUUAAAAUUUAUUUGUUUAAAUUAAUACUUAUAUCACAUUUUCCUAACAAAAUUUAGUUUAAUACUUUAUUGAUACCUCUGUUUAAAUUUCAUGACUUUUAUGUAUUUAGAAUUGUGUCCAAUAUUUAUAUCAUUGUUAGUUUAUUUUGAGAAAAAUAAACAAUGUAUAUACAA